UUACGCUCGCCGGUCCUCACAGAGGCAGUAGGACCGGCGCUCGCGCGUGUCGGUCCACCUUAAAUGCGCGGCGGCGCCCCACGUGACCGUAUUCCUGGAAAGUUCCUGGAAACGCUCCUUUUGUGCCCCGCUGGUCCCGCCGCUCCCGCCGCUCGGUGCCCGGCGCUCAGUGCUCACAUCCAGCCGGGCUUCGCUCCGGGCUCCCGGUCAACGCGCCGCUCCGUGUCCGCUGCCUCCGCGUCGUUUCCCCGCGGGCCGCGCGCACGAGCAGCCCGCCAGAGGAGGCUCCGCCGCGGGUUCCGGACCGGCGGGCCGCUCCCGCCGACAUGCGGGGCUGCUGGCGGAGGAGAAGCCGGCGCCGCAGCCUCUGAGCCCCGCUGCCCGCAGGAAACAGGAAGCAGGUUUCAGAGCUCGGUGGUCCUGCCGCUCCGGGGCUCCGGACCCUGAACCCCGGAGCCGCCCGAUGACCUGCCAGUCCUCCGAGUCCUCCGAGACCAUCGAGGGCGAGCGGCGGGCCGACGGCAGCCGCAGGACGGUGGAAUCGGACGAGAGCCGCAUCGCCUCGGCCAUGAAGGACCUCAGGAAAACGGGUUGGUACUGGGGCGGUCUGACCGCCAACGAAGCCAAGGAGCUGCUGCAGGACGCCUCUGAGGGGACCUUCCUGGUGCGGGACAGCUCGCAGAGGGACUUCCUGUUCACCAUCUCGGCCAUGACGGCGGCCGGCCCCACCAACCUGCGCAUCGAGUUCAAGCACGGGAAGUUCAAGCUGGACUCGGUGGUUCUGGUCAAGCCCAAACUCAAGCAGUUCGACGGCGUGGUGCACCUGGUGGAGCACUACGUCCAGCUGUCCCGCGCCUGCGACCGGCCCGCCGCCGCCGCCGCCGCCGCCGCCGCCCCCCACCCGCAGCCGGCGGCGCCCAACGGCACGGUGCAGCUGCUGCUCACCAGGCCGGUUUACACCGCCACGCCGUCGCUGCAGCACCUGUGCCGCAUCGCCAUCAACCGGCGGACGAGGCGGGUCCAAGACCUGCCCCUCCCCAACAGACUGAAGGACUACCUGACGGACUACGCCUACAACGUGUAGCCCCUUCCCAGCAUGCACCGCUGCUCCCACAGGGACGAGUGGGCGUGUCUCCGUCUCUUCUGACAGGGAGUGACGUUAAAUGAGGCCCGAGGUCGAACCGCCGCCGAACCCUGCGACCCCCGAGGAGACGCUGCAGACCACCCGAUGGGCUCCUCCUCCAGGGACCCAGGAACUUCUCAUUUCCUUCAAACUGCAUUUUCUGAAUGGACUCUGGUCGCUGGUCUGAAAUUCAGCCUCGCUGCUCUGAUUCCACGGUGAUUCUUUAGAUUCCUGUUUAAAUGGCGACGUUUUCAAGUGAAAACGAAAAUAUUUCCGUGGAGUUCCGGGUGUCUGUUCACGGGAGAACGGUGUUUGGUGGUCAACUUUUUGAAAACGGCUCCCCAAGGUGGAGCUUCUCAAACGCUCCGUCUCCGUGGAAACGGGGAAAACACAGUAAAUCGUUCUCCUGCAUGAGUGUCCUGACUCCCAGUCCAGCUUCUCCUGCCCGCUUCAGAAUUGAGUCCAUCCCGCUUCUUCGUCUGUCUCCGUUCGAAUGUCGGUUUUCUCACCGUUUAAUGUUUGUUGUAUAUUCAUCACUUCAUCACUGAAACAGCCAAUAGUGGGCCAUCACGAUAAUUAUAUCGUUUGCAGCUUUUCUGUGUCGACGGACAUCGUUUUCUAAAUGUUGCCGUAAGAACGCGAAGCUUGACUGAAGCGAUGAUGCAAAACGAUCCGUCUGCAGUUGAAACUUUGUUUAAUCGGAGCCUCAGACUCUGAAACCCUCCAGAUGAGCUGACAGUGUCCGUGCAGCAACACUCCUGUACACUGGGGGCAGCAGAGAGUCGAAUUUCUUCUUCUGCUGUUGGACUGAAUGCAUGAAGAUGGUUGAAGUGUCUCACUGUACCACCUGCUGGUGCAUAGUGGUAUUACAGGUCGCAUGAGGCUGUUAGCUUCAGUAAGUUUCUCUGCUUCGUUGUCACUUCAUCUUUAUGUUUUUAUGCUAAAUAGAUUCUUCAGGAAAGCCCCUGCAGCCAAACACAAGAGAAUUAUCUGAGAUGAACACCUAAAGGUGCAGAUUAAACUUGAAUUUUUAAGGCGAUAUUCUGUUAAAUUAUAUUUUCUUAAUUAAGUUUAAAUUUUUUUUAACAAACUUGACAAGUGUCAAUCUUUAUUUAAAUUUUAUUUAUUCCUGCCACACAGUCAAGGACAUCGUUUGUUUUGACUUCAUUUCCCUUUAAAAUCAGACUCUCUGGAGUCUGGACAGUGGAUUAAAAAGUUAUUUAAUGAGUAAAUGUUUGAAAAAAGACCUAUCUGCUCCCAUUUUUUAAUGAUGAUUCAUUUAUUGCCGUGUUGAUGUUGAUGUUGUCAACUGACGUCUCUCGUCGACCUGAACAUCGACCGCCUGAUGUCAAACCUCUGGAACCCGCAGCCAAAACCAACACGGCCGGGUCUCUUUGUUCCUGCGUGUAAACACGGCUCAACGAGCUCUCUGAUUGGCCGAUCGAUGGCCGGUGACCAUGAACGUUGAAAACAAGCGGGCGUCCUCCCAGCUGCCCGUGUUUUCCUCAGAGCCGCUGUUUGACCUGUGUGGGCUCCCGUAGACUUUGAACCUGCGGUGUGAAGCACCUGCGGCUCUCAGCCAAUCGCGGCGCUGCAAAACAAGUCGAAACGAGGUGGAAUCUGAAAUACUAACAGCGUCCAACCGGAAAUCUUGAAAAACAUUGAUGUGCAAGCAAACAAGCAUUGAUAAACAACCAAACUUCAUUCAAACAAGUUUUUUUUUUUUUUGGAAAUGUUUUGGAUCCUCCAAUAAAUUCAGCACCAUAAAUGACUAAAUUCAGCUAAAAAUAUAUAUAUAAAUAAAUUUAGAUGAAAAAAUUCAGUAUUAAAUUGUUCAGUAUUAACUGAACCAUCAGUUUUGAUGUACUUGAAUAAACAUUUUGAAAUAGUGUGAAAAUGUACAAUCCUUCAGUAAACUCAGCAGGUGCGUUAACUUUUCCCAGCAGCCAUUAACUCGGAGUCUGUGAAUUUAUUGUAAUCCCGACUAAACCGGAGUUUCGGAGUGAAGACGAUGGCGUUUGCCUCCAGGGUUUCGUGACUCCCAGUCCAUUCUUCAAAUCGCAAUCCGGCUUCAUCGUCUGUCCUUGCAGAUGUCUGUACUCUCCACUGUUCAUGUUUAUAGUUCUCAGCCUGCAUGUGUGUGGUUUCAUUACAAAAACAGCUGACAGCGCCCCCUUGUGGCCUGGCAUGCUAGCUACAUCGUUUUCAGAGUUCCUGCCGUUUGCCUGUAAAUGGAUGUCGUUUUCUAAGCGUUGCAGUGUGAAUACCAGACUUUUCUGAAUCGAAAUUGCAAAAAAUGAUGCAUUUUCACUGGAAAUGUUGCCAUGUAAACGGGUCCUAAAUCUUUGCCACUGGAUUUAUUAUUUUUUUGCUUUGUCAGCCAUACUCCAUUCAAAAUUUUAAUAGGAUUUCUUGCUGGUAAGUGUCUUUUUUCACCCUGCAGGUUAUGAAAUAAUGAAUAAUGAUUAUGGUCAAUGCUAAAAUAUUAUUUAUACUGUUAACGGUUAGGUUAACUGAAAAUAUAUACAAAUUUUUUAAAUUGACAGAUCUGGAAAACCUCUCAAGAAACAGACCAGAAAGGGUUUUUAAAUAAAAUUCUGACUCCACUCAGAAAAUGUGUGUUUUUAGGAUUUUCCUGGUCAUCAUCCAAUCAGAGGUCUGCCCUGUGGCCCCGCCUCCUCUGGGCAGUUGGGUCACAUGAGGCUAAAGGGGGCGUGUCCUGAUGCUGCUGAUGUUUUGCUCCUCGUGGCCAAUCAGUUGAAGGGUGGGUUUCCUGUUCAUACCUGCUGUGGUGACUUUUUAAAGUAUUUAUUCACACUGUGUUUUCUUUUUCUGGUACUUUUGUUAAGACGCUGCACUGACUUGUGCUCGUUCCUUCUGUCUGAUCAAUAAAGUUUUUAUAUGGUGCU
Molecule: messenger RNA, 4032 nt
Organism: Salarias fasciatus (jewelled blenny)
Lineage: Eukaryota; Metazoa; Chordata; Actinopteri; Blenniiformes; Blenniidae
Gene: socs2
Product: suppressor of cytokine signaling 2
Exons: 3
Coding region: 464-1084 (206 amino acids)
Biological process (GO): intracellular signal transduction; phosphatidylinositol phosphate biosynthetic process
Cellular component (GO): phosphatidylinositol 3-kinase complex
Molecular function (GO): 1-phosphatidylinositol-3-kinase regulator activity
Source: RefSeq, a predicted model, not a curated record